Molecule: messenger RNA, 1926 nt
Organism: Lachancea lanzarotensis
Lineage: Eukaryota; Fungi; Ascomycota; Saccharomycetes; Saccharomycetales; Saccharomycetaceae
Gene: RAD24
Product: LALA0S07e06832g1_1
Exons: 1
Coding region: 1-1926 (641 amino acids)
Biological process (GO): DNA repair; mitotic DNA replication checkpoint signaling; DNA damage checkpoint signaling
Molecular function (GO): chromatin binding
Source: RefSeq, a predicted model, not a curated record
AUGGAAUCGCAGCGACUCAAACGUAGCUUGAGUUCAUUGACUACGGAGAUUAACGGUUUGCGUGAAGGCUCAUUCUGUUCUAGUACCUCCUCUUCAAUUGCCAAGAAAAGCCGGCAAAGUCCUGCUACUAUUGCAGAGAGCGACAUAAAACACACAUUGGAAGACAAAUCGCACGAAGUGGAAGAGUGGUGCCAAAAAUACGAACCUCAUGGAACAGCGAGUCUUGUUCUUCAUCAGCGAAAAUUACAAGAUGUACGAAAUGUGCUCGAACCCAUGAUCAGCGGAAACAGCAUGUGUCGAAUUCUGCUCUUGACGGGACCUGCCGGUUCUUCCAAAAGCAGUUGUGUCAAGACCUUGGCCAACGAAGCUAUACGAGAUCGUCUGAAUACACUGCCUGCGCCAAAUUUCACUCUCGGAAACCCUAGAAAACACCAGAGCUAUAUCGAGUACGACGGAAGUGCUGUCCCAUUGGGCGUAUCCAAAGUUGAUCAUUUCAACCAAUUUCUAGCUGAGUCCAAAUAUAGAGUGGGUCUCAACGUCGCGGUACUGCUCGUAGAAGACCUGCCAAACCUUUUUCAUGAGGAAACCAAAACUCAGUUCCAACAAUCCUUGUUGAGAUGGCUUUAUAGCCCACAGUCGCGCCUGCCGCCAUUGGUCAUUUGUUUGACAGAAUGUGAAAUUCAUGGUUCCAAAGAUGCAUCUUACAGCUUUAGCAUUGAUACGCAGUUCAUAGCUGAAACAGUAUUAGGACCUGAAGUUUUGAAUCAUCCGUGCCUACGACGCAUCAAGUUUAAUCCUAUAAACAAGACCUUACUCAAGAAGCAUCUGAAAGCCAUAUGCGAUAGGGAGAGAAAAUUGAUCAAGGCAGACCGGUGGGAGCAAAGGGAAGCGUUCAUCGCAAGCAUAGCUGAGAAUUGUGGGGACUUGAGAUCGGCGAUAUCUGCAUUACAACUGUGGGCUACGACCUCUGGAUCGGCAUCCACUUUUACCAGCACUAGAGAACAAUCCGUUUCUUAUUUCCAAGGUCUAGGAAGGAUAAUUCAUGGUUCCAAAGAUUUGCCGAAUGACAGCUCAAUGAUAAAUGAGCUGAUGUACUCACAUAGUGCUGGCACCGGAGAGUUGCUUAAGAUGGGAGUUUUGGAAAACUAUGCGACUUUUAGCAAAGGUCAGUUUUCUCUCUCACACGCCGUUAGCAUCUUGGACUCUUUGAGCAUCGCCGAUAUAAUGACAAUGGAAAACACGUCAACAAUUACACUCACUGAGUCAGUAGAAUUUCCUCUACGCGCAGUGAGACAUACAUUUGCAUCUCUGGGCAAAAUAGCCACUUCAUCGCAUCAUAGGCCCAAUUUCCCUCGAGAGUCGAAGGUCCGUAAGCUGCGCCGAAACUUCAUGACUGAAGCAGGUAGAUAUGCCUCUGUCAGCAUUCAAAAAUACAAAAGUUGGCAUAGUAUGAGCAACAUCGCUCUAUACUAUAGCUACUAUGCGCCUCUCAUAAGAAGACAGUUGAACUACAAAAGAAAAUACUUGCAGCACUAUUUAAAUUCUUUGGGAUCUGACAGUGAGCGCAAGAAAGUCAUGUUAAGCGGUUCAGAUUUAUUUGUCGUUAAUGAACAGGUGGAUGUUUUAAAUCGCAUUGGCGGAGAAUUGAGAUCAAUUAGUGCCACCUCGGACGUUGUGCUUGAGGAGAACGAAGAGCCUCUUGAUAUGCGACCGCACAUGAUAAUGGCACACGUUAGCGACCGCCCUGAAGCUGCUGUUGACAACGAACAUCUUUCCACUGACGAGGAUGAUGGAAUCAGUGAGGAAAUUUUGGAUCCAAUUGUGGAAAGUGCGAGCGAGCAUGACACUUUCAGUUUCAGCGAUGAAGAUGAUCCGAUCUAUGACGUGUUGGCGUCACAAUCGCCACGCAAGACCAACCCGCAUUAA